CGGCUCUGGGCCAAUGACGGCCCCCGGCGGGGACAUUUUUCCGCGGAGGGCGGGACUUCCGGCUUCCUUGCUGGCGGACGUCACUUGCGUGCGACGGUUCCGUCCACGCCAGCUGUGCGGUGGGCAUUGGCGGUCUGUGGCCGUUUCGAGUGCGCCUCUUCGCGAAUGACCGGAAGGGAGGCUAGGACUCGCCUCCGCUCCUUUGCGCGAGUCGGGAGCCUCCUUGUGAUCGAUCCCUUUUCCCGGGCAGAGAAGACGUGUCGGUCGGCCGAGCCCGCGGGACCCGUCUCAGGGGCCGCCUGUCCCGGCGCCCGCUGUCUCCUCGGGGGCCCAUGAUGGCGGCAGCGUGGAUGGAGGCGGCGCGGGUGAGUGGACGAUGUUGGUGGCACUGCUGCUUCUCUGCUGGUUCAGAAAGGCUCCUGCGCAGGCUGUGGGUGAAGAAAGGCACUAGAACAGGCGAGACGGAACGUACAGGUGGACGACCGACACCCAGUAUAUGAAAGGAGAACUUUGACACACCACCUGCCCAGGAAUCCAAGCCCUUAUCUACAAUCAGCGACCCAGGAAUCCUGCCCAGUUGAAGUCAGACUUGCCAGUAGCCGGAUGUCUAUCCCUAGAGACAGCCCAGGAAGGUGUCUGUGACCUUCGAUGAUGUGGCUGUGACGUUUACCCAGGAGGAGUGGGCACAGCUGGACCCAGCUCAGCGGACCCUGUACCAGGAGGUGAUGCUGGAAAACCGUGGGCUGCUGGUGUCUCUGGGGUGUCCGGUUCCCAGACCUGAGCUGAUCUGCCAGCUGGAGCACGGGCAGGAGCUGUGGAUGGUGCAGAAAGACCUCUCCCAAAGCACCUGUCCAGGCGAAGGAUACAGAUUAGAAGGGGGCCUGGAGGUGUUCCAACCGCGAAGUUUCCAUGUCUUCAGCAGCUCCUUACCUCCCAGGAUCGAUGUGUGGCCGUCUGUGCCCGAAGAUUCAUCAACCAGCGAAAUUCAGCAGAGCCUCGGUGACAGAGGGAAACCCAAGACCAGAGAACCUAGCCCUUGGGAGCCAGCCGUCUCUGAGGGAGCCUCCCUCCGGGAACCAACACAAGGAGGCCUAGGGGACCCCCAGUCGGGACAAACCAAGGAUCAGGAUGGGCCAUCGGUAGUGCAGGAAGGGCCCUUUGGACGAGGGAUAGCCUCCCAGAGGGGGAAGCUUCCUGGGAAAGUGAGUCCUGAACAUGGCCGCUCAGGGACAGCUGAUGGUGUGAGUUCACGGGGUGUGCAGGAGCCCUUCCCUCCAGGAGGAGCUGUCCGUGACCGUGACUCAGGUGGAUCAGGUAAAGAUGCCAUGAUCCAGGAAGAGGAAAAUAUCUUUAAGUGCAACGAAUGCGGGAAAGUGUUUAACAAGAAACACCUUCUUGCUGGGCAUGAAAAGAUUCACUCUGGGGUGAAGCCAUAUGAAUGCACGGAGUGUGGGAAAACGUUUAUUAAGAGCACGCACCUGCUCCAGCACCACAUGAUCCACACUGGGGAGAGGCCCUACGAGUGCAUGGAGUGCGGCAAGGCCUUCAACCGCAAGUCCUACCUCACGCAGCACCAGCGGAUCCACAGUGGAGAGAAGCCGUACAGGUGCAGUGAGUGCGGAAAGGCCUUCACCCACCGCUCCAAUUUUGUCUUACAUAAGAGGAGACACACCGGGGAGAAAUCCUUCGUGUGCAAAGAAUGUGGGCAGGUCUUCCGACAUAGGCCCGGAUUCCUUCGACAUCACAUCGUCCACAGCGGCGAGAAUCCGUACGAGUGCUUUGAGUGCGGCAAGGUCUUCAAACACAAGUCGUACCUCGUGUGGCACCAGCAGACACACACCGGGGAGAAGCCCUAUGAGUGCAGCGAGUGCGGCAAGGCCUUCUGUGAGAGCGCCGCCCUCAUUCACCACUACGUCAUCCACACCGGGGAGAAGCCCUUCGAGUGCCUCGAGUGCGGGAAGGCCUUCAACCACAGGUCCUACCUCAAGAGGCACCAGCGGAUUCACACCGGGGAGAAGCCUUUUGUGUGCACCGAGUGUGGAAGGGCCUUCACCCACUGCUCCACCUUCAUCUUGCAUAAAAGGGCCCACACUGGCGAGAAGCCCUUUGAGUGCAAAGAAUGUGGAAAAGCCUUUAGCACUCGGAAAGAUCUCAUUCGGCACUUCAGCGUCCACACUGGGGAGAAGCCCCAUGAGUGCACGGAGUGCGGGAAGGCCUUUAACCGCAGGUCAGGCCUGACGAGGCACCAGCGGAUUCACAGUGGCGAGAAGCCCUAUGAAUGCAUGGAGUGUGGGAAAUCCUUCUGCUGGAGCACCAACCUCAUUCGACACGCCAUCAUCCACACGGGAGAGAAGCCUUACAAGUGCAGUGAGUGUGGAAAGGCCUUCAGUCGCAGCUCCUCCCUCACUCAGCAUCAAAGGGUUCAUACUGGGCGAAACCCUGUCAGCGUGACAGAUGUGGGAAGACCCUUCCCAGGUGACCAAACCUCAGCCACCCUCCGAGAACUCCUGCUGGGAAAAGACUUUCUGAAUGUAAACCCCGAGGAGACUCUUUUGCAGGAGAAAACAUCUACCACAACGUCUGAUCAUACAUACCAAAGAGAAACCCCACAGGUAUCUUCACGAUGAGAGAACCUGUCACAGGUCAUCCAUCAGUCGUGUGAAGACGCAUUUGAGAGAUUGGCGCAGCGUCAAGCCUUAUUCUGCAUCUCAGAAUUCAUCGGUGAGGGAGAGACUGUUUGUGUAGCUACUGUUUUUCUCCUUAGUUUACACUGCAGUGUUAUCUCAGGAAUUUUUAUAAAGAGAAGGUAGAGACUUAGAAGAGAAAAUGUAUCGCAAA
Messenger RNA from Phacochoerus africanus (Common warthog), 2838 nucleotides. Its product is annotated as zinc finger protein 264-like. Lineage: Eukaryota; Metazoa; Chordata; Mammalia; Artiodactyla; Suidae. The record is from RefSeq and is a predicted model, not a curated record. Gene Ontology annotation, biological process: regulation of cytokine production; negative regulation of transcription by RNA polymerase II; regulation of immune system process. Gene Ontology annotation, molecular function: chromatin insulator sequence binding. Bases 726 to 2627 code for a protein of 633 amino acids. The transcript has 6 exons. Gene Ontology annotation, cellular component: chromosome.